Bombyx mandarina (wild silkworm) is the source of this 1386-nucleotide messenger RNA. Its product is annotated as sodium channel protein Nach. Gene Ontology annotation, biological process: sodium ion transmembrane transport. Gene Ontology annotation, cellular component: plasma membrane. Gene Ontology annotation, molecular function: ligand-gated sodium channel activity. NCBI's taxonomy places the organism in Eukaryota, Metazoa, Arthropoda, Insecta, Lepidoptera, Bombycidae. The record is from RefSeq and is a predicted model, not a curated record.
AUGAGUGCAAAUGAAUACCGCAAGAGAUAUUUUGAUAUUUGGUGGAAUGGUAUAAAAAGUCUGCCUCAUACGACUUCAAUACACGGGUUUAAGUUUAUAGCUGAUACUAAACGACACUGGGUAGAAAGGAUCUUUUGGUUGGUAUUCGUAGCACUCUCAUGGUAUGCUUCGUCAUUACUGAUAGCGGCUCAGUAUGACGCGUAUCUAAACAACCCUAUUUCAUUUGUGGUGGAAACAACUUACAAAGAUUGGAAUACAUAUUUUCCCGCCGUCGCUGUAUGCGAAAACGACAAUUCAAAACGUGCUGAAGAAAUAUCUGACAGUUUGUGGGGUCAAGAACAUGAUUUUAACAUAGAGGAAGUUUUAAAGGAAUGGGCAUUUUUCAAAGGCGUCACAUACUACACCUCCGAAUUUUGUAAUGUAGAAAAUGGAGAAGUUUUACCAGAGUGCGUCGAAUCUAAUCUAACUUAUUAUGCCAAUUUGGUAAGAAGUACCUGUAAAGAAAGUUUAUCAGACUGUUCUUGGAACGGCGAAGCUUUUGAGUGUUGUGAUUAUUUCCGACCUUUGGAUACUGAACUAGGCACGUGUUACGCCAUCAACUCUAUUCAAGGAAGAGAAUCGAAUCCGCCAUUUCUACGAAUGGUAAGCAACAGGACUACGGGUCCUGGAGUGCUGAGGUUCAAUGUCCUAAUACCCGCUAAUGUUUACGUUCUAAACGAAGAAGACGUACCAGCUCUAACAACAAUUGGAUCAGAUGUAUUGAUUGUGGGUCCAGAAAUGUUUCACAGACGGUACAUAGCUCUUAGAAACAUUGAAAAUGAUUCCGGGACCCGUUCUAUCGCUCCGGAGAAGCGCAAAUGUCGAUACAACGAUGAAAAUUUUUUGGACGUGUAUCGCCACUAUUCUUAUACAGCGUGCACCGUACAAUGCCGAAAAGACGCCCAAAUGCGUUUCUGUAAUUGUUCUAAUUAUUUCAUGCCGAAUGUACCGGAACAUCUCAAAUGCAAUGUACUGAAAGCACCAUGGUCAUCGAGACCUGGUCUGUAUUGCAAUUGUUUACCGUCUUGUACAGAAGCAGAGAUUUCCGUCAUUAAUGAUUUAAAAGACGCCACUGCCGAAGACUAUGCCACUGUAGAAAUAGAACUAGCGAUGUUGCCAUCCGAGCGGUACAGGAGGAAUGUCGUAAGAGGAAUACUUGACCUAGUCGAUUUAGAUGUCAUUUUCCUGAAAACACUUCAUUUGCAAUUUAAUGUACCUGCACUGUCAACAAAUUCUAAUGAUGACCAUCCCAGUAUGCAACUCACAAAUAAAAUGUUGAGUUACAAACUGCAAUGCAAACAACCAAAUAUCAUCCUACAAUACCACUCUUAUUUAUGUUUAAGCUAA